AUAUACUGCAAAUAUAUUCUUCUUUCUUCUUCAGCUAGAAACUAUACGCCAUUGCAGAGCAUCAUAGAAUUCUACAAUGCAUAAGAGUUCAUCGUCUUCCUCACUGGGUCCGGGCGGGCUGGACCUAAACCAGGCCUUCUUCAAGUCCGUUCAGAACGCGGCGCCGCCGUCUCCCACCAAGCGACACACCAAAAUCUCCGUCAUAGGCGUCGGGAACGUCGGCAUGGCUAUAGCGCAGACGAUCCUCACGCAGGAUCUCGCCGACGAGCUGGCCCUAGUCGACGCCAAGGCCGAUAAGCUCCGCGGAGAAAUGCUCGAUCUCCAGCACGCCGCCGCCUUUCUCCCGCGCACUAAGAUCCACGCCUCCGUCGAUUACUCCAUAACGGCCGGGUCGGAUCUCGUCAUCGUCACGGCGGGUGCCAGACAGAACCCGGGCGAGACCCGCCUGAAUCUCAUCCAGAGGAAUUGUUCGUUGUUUAAAAGCAUCAUUCCGCCGCUGGCUAAAUACUCUCAGUAUGCUAUUCUGCUCAUCGUUUCCAAUCCGGUGGAUGUACUGACCUACAUCGCCUGGAAGCUCUCCGGCUUCCCACCGAAUCGGGUCAUCGGGUCGGGCACCAACCUGGACUCUUCCCGCUUCCGAUCCCUCAUUGCUGAUCACCUUGAUGUCAAUGCUCAGGACGUUCAAGCGUACAUUGUUGGGGAGCACGGUGACAGUUCAGUGGCGCUGUGGUCAAGCAUAAGCAUAGGAGGGGUACCGGUUCUAAGCUUUCUUGAGAGGCAACAGAUUGCGUUUGAGAAGGAAACGCUGGAGAACAUCCACCGAGACGUGGUGCAGAGUGCGUAUGAAGUGAUCAGUCUGAAAGGCUACACCUCUUGGGCAAUUGGCUACUCUGUGGCUAACCUGGCUCGGUCCAUACUUCGUGACCAGAGAAGGAUUCACCCUGUCUCGGUCCUCGCCAAGGGGUUCUAUGGCAUCGAGGGGGGCGAAGUUUUCUUGAGCUUGCCAUCGCAGCUCGGGAGAUGGGGCGUGUUGGGCGUUACCAACGUGCACCUUACUGAGGAGGAAGAGCAGAAGCUUAGGGAGUCUGCUAAGACCAUAUUGGAGGUCCAAAGCCAGUUGGAAAUUUGAUCAUAGGAUGAGCCCAUGCCAUGAUAUAUUACACAUAAGUGUGGUUAUUGUGUUUUAUACUUCUAAGUUUAUUGUUGUUGGAUCUGUGGGGCUUUUCACUUUUGUCUAACUUAUCCAUGCUCUGUAUUCCACUAUUUUGUAUCUUUGUUGAAGAGAGUUGGUGAAUGCAAAUCUUAUGUAACAAAUUAUUAAUGAGAAAAGUUUAAUUUAAGUUAUUUUUACUAGAA
Messenger RNA from Ipomoea nil (Japanese morning glory), 1356 nucleotides. RefSeq names its product L-lactate dehydrogenase A-like. The record is from RefSeq and is a predicted model, not a curated record. NCBI's taxonomy places the organism in Eukaryota, Viridiplantae, Streptophyta, Magnoliopsida, Solanales, Convolvulaceae. The coding region runs from base 77 to 1129 and encodes 350 amino acids. Gene Ontology annotation, biological process: carboxylic acid metabolic process. Gene Ontology annotation, cellular component: cytoplasm. The transcript has 2 exons. Gene Ontology annotation, molecular function: L-lactate dehydrogenase (NAD+) activity.